This is a messenger RNA of Microtus ochrogaster (prairie vole), 1907 nucleotides long. It is a transcript of the gene Bmp4, whose product is annotated as bone morphogenetic protein 4. Gene Ontology annotation, cellular component: extracellular region. Gene Ontology annotation, molecular function: cytokine activity; growth factor activity. The record is from RefSeq and is a predicted model, not a curated record. Lineage: Eukaryota; Metazoa; Chordata; Mammalia; Rodentia; Cricetidae.
UUCGCAGAGGUCGAGAGCAGGCCGAAAACUGUUCCCGGUUUUGUAGACUCUUGGGAUCGCGCUGGGGUUUCCUUUCCGCGCCAGGUCGGAGUUGUAAAGCCUUUGGAACUCUGAGAUCUGAAAAUGGGAUGCGCUCUUUCUUCGUUGACGCCUGUUUUGGAAUCUUGUCUGGAGCUAGGAGCCCAGACGUCCUCCCCUCUGCCUUGAAUGGCACCGCCGACCGGUUUCUGAAGGAUCUGCUUGGCUGGAGCGGACGCUGCGGUCGGCCGACACCGUGCGGGAACUCUGGCGGUGCUAUUAGACAGUGCUUCAGAAGCCGCUCCCUCUAACUUUCCCACACCGCUCACACCCUGACACCCCCCGCGGCGGGCUGCGUUGCCGACGGGGUCAGCUACUUUGGGCUGGGAGCUAGAUCCGCUAGGGGUCGGAUGCCUGUCGCUAGAAGCAUUAUUUGGCCUCUCGGAGACCCUGUGGAGGAAGCGCCGGAGUAUGCAAGAGCCAUUCCGUAGUGCCAUUCCGAGCAACGCACUGCCGCAGCUUCUCUGAGCCUUUUCAGCAAGUUUGUUCAAGAUUGGCUCCCAAGAAUCAUGGACUGUUAUUAUAUGCCUUGUUUUCUGUCAAGACACCAUGAUUCCUGGUAACCGAAUGCUGAUGGUCGUUUUAUUAUGCCAAGUCCUGCUAGGAGGCGCGAGCCAUGCUAGUUUGAUACCUGAGACCGGGAAGAAAAAAGUCGCCGAGAUUCAGGGCCACGCGGGAGGACGCCGCUCAGGGCAGAGCCAUGAGCUCCUGCGGGACUUCGAGGCGACACUUCUCCAGAUGUUUGGGCUGCGCCGCCGUCCGCAGCCGAGCAAGAGCGCCGUCAUCCCGGAUUACAUGAGGGAUCUUUACCGACUCCAGUCUGGGGAAGAGGAGGAGGAAGAGCAGAACCAGGGAACCGGACUGGAGUACCCCGAGCGUCCAGCCAGCCGGGCCAACACCGUGAGGAGUUUCCAUCACGAAGAACAUCUGGAGAACAUCCCAGGAACCAGUGAGAACUCUGCCUUUCGAUUCUUCUUCAACCUCAGUAGCAUCCCAGAGAAUGAGGCGAUCUCCUCUGCAGAGCUCCGGCUGUUUCGGGAGCAGGUGGACCAGGGCCCUGACUGGGAAUGGGGCUUCCACCGGAUAAACAUUUAUGAGGUCAUGAAACCCCCAGCAGAAAUAGAGCCUGGACACCUCAUCACACGACUACUGGACACCAGAUUAGUCCACCACAAUGUGACACGGUGGGAAACUUUCGAUGUGAGCCCUGCAGUCCUUCGCUGGACCCGGGAAAAGCAGCCCAAUUAUGGGCUAGCCAUUGAGGUGACUCACCUCCACCAGACACGGACCCACCAGGGCCAGCAUGUCAGGAUUAGCCGAUCCUUACCUCAAGGGAGUGGAGAUUGGGCCCAGCUCCGGCCCCUCCUGGUCACUUUUGGCCAUGAUGGCCGGGGCCAUACCUUGACCCGCCGCCGGAGGGCCAAGCGUAGUCCCAAGCAUCACCCACAGCGGUCCAGGAAGAAGAAUAAGAACUGCCGUCGCCAUUCACUCUAUGUAGACUUCAGUGAUGUGGGCUGGAAUGACUGGAUUGUGGCCCCACCGGGCUACCAGGCCUUCUACUGCCAUGGGGACUGUCCCUUUCCACUGGCGGAUCACCUCAACUCAACCAACCAUGCCAUUGUGCAGACCCUGGUCAAUUCUGUCAACUCGAGCAUUCCCAAGGCCUGUUGUGUCCCCACUGAACUGAGCGCCAUCUCCAUGCUCUACCUGGAUGAGUAUGACAAGGUGGUACUGAAAAAUUAUCAGGAGAUGGUGGUAGAGGGAUGUGGGUGCCGCUGAGAUCAGGCAUCCCUGAGAACACACACAACACACACACACACACACACACA